CAGGUACCGACGAGCAGAUUAAACUAUACGAUCUGAAGCGGAAAAGAGAGUUAGGGGAACUGCUAAUGCAACACGAGGGGGCAAUAACAAAAUUACAGUUUUUCCGCACUACGCAUAUGAUCAGUACGGGCGAGGAUGGACAGAUUUGCAUCUGGCGCGUGAAGGAUUUCGAGUGCUACAAGGUACUUCGAGGGCACAAGGGAAUGGUCAAUGACUUAGCUAUGCACCCGUCUGGCAGGCUCCUGCUGUCUGUAGGUAAAGAUAAGAACAUGCGCCUGUGGAAUCUCGUGAAAGGCCGUUCGGCAUAUAUCACAAAGCUUACGGAAGAGGCGUUUCAGGUCGUCUGGUCCCCCACGGGCAACUCUUAUGCGGUUAGCGGGGUCUCUACCGUGUUCAUGUACAAGGCGGAGGAUGCCUCGCUGUGUGCCGCAGUCAAAUGCGGACGAGUGCACACCAUUGCAUUCCUAUCGGAUACGCACAUGGCCGUUGGACUGGAAACUGGUGCGAUUCAGGUACUCGAUGUGAUGACUGGAGAUAUGGUUUGUGAAGAGCAAGCACACUUUAAACGUGUCAAGGCGAUUAAAGCGCUGCCCAGUCCAUUCAGUCCCGAUUCGUCUCUGCUGGUCAGUGCGUGCUCAGAUGGCGAGAUCAAAGUGUGGAGUAUGUCACCCUCCGCCGCCAGCGACAAAAUCACUUGUGUGGCCAGUGUGUCGACCAAUUGCAGACUCACUUGUCUAGACAUCACGAGCCUAAUCAACGAAGGUGAGUACUUGGCCGAUGACGCACAAACCAGCGCCGGCGCGGCUGCUGAUGACACAGAGGCUGUGGCGAACUCAACAGAGAAGCAAGUCAUGGACAGAAGUCAGGAGAGUAAAGAGGAUGGACACAGUGACAGUGAUAACGAUGAUGAAGAUGAUGAUAGUGUAGAGGGUGAUGGUGUGGGUGUGGGGGGCGAGUGGGUGGAACGGAGCGACGGUGAGAGUGUCGACAGUGAUAGUGACAGCGCAGAUGACAAUGGUGCCGGUAGCAGUGAGAAGAGUCAGACGGCUAGGAAUAGCGGCCAGGAUGAGAAGACGCGAAAGCGAAAAGCCGCGGACAUGCAACGUGGGGAGGCCGAGGCGGCGAGAAAAGAAAAGAGACAGGCCUUGCAUAUGCAAAUGGCGAUAGCGGCGGCUGAGAAGCAAGCACGGACACAGAAGCACGUUAAACCAGCUAACAAGCCUGCUAAGAAUUCGAAGUGGACUAAGACGAGCACGAGCACAAAGGGAGGGAAUAGCGGAAGCAAGAGUAAGGGAAAGACGCAGAAGAACUAGAAGAAGAAGCGCAAUUGAAUGAGGGUACAAUUGGGCUUACGAGUAUAUAAUGUAUUGUGCAACUGAAAGGGUGCGUAUCACAUUUAAUACAAAAUACACACAAAAGGAGAAUUGCAGAAGUACAUAUGACAUGACAAGAAUAAGCGCAGUUGAAUGAGGGUACAAGAGUACAUAAGGUAUUGUGCAACUGAACUGGUACGUAGCACAUUAAAUACGAAAUACACCCAAAAGGAGAACUGCAGAAGUACAUAGGGCCUUAUGUAUAUCCGCCACUUGGAACCA
This is a messenger RNA of Sphaeroforma arctica JP610, 1595 nucleotides long. RefSeq lists its product as hypothetical. The coding region runs from base 66 to 1313 and encodes 415 amino acids. Gene Ontology annotation, molecular function: protein binding. Lineage: Eukaryota; Ichthyosporea; Ichthyophonida. The record is from RefSeq and is a predicted model, not a curated record. The transcript is spliced from 6 exons.